This is a messenger RNA of Cryptotermes secundus, 3326 nucleotides long. Its product is annotated as recQ-mediated genome instability protein 1. Lineage: Eukaryota; Metazoa; Arthropoda; Insecta; Blattodea; Kalotermitidae. Gene Ontology annotation, cellular component: nuclear body; RecQ family helicase-topoisomerase III complex. The record is from RefSeq and is a predicted model, not a curated record. Gene Ontology annotation, biological process: double-strand break repair via homologous recombination; resolution of meiotic recombination intermediates. The transcript is spliced from 8 exons. Gene Ontology annotation, molecular function: nucleotide binding. Bases 188 to 2203 code for a protein of 671 amino acids.
CUUCACAAUGUUCGCAUUGUUCACAAUUGUUCAAAAUCUAUGACCACCUAUGAUGUUCCUGAGGUUCCUGAGGCUGAGUAGAAAGUAGAAAUGCAAAGGCGUAAAUCUUAAUGCAAUUUGUUGUUAUUUCUUGGCUUGCAUAGUCCGGUAUCGCUCAUCUGGAUAAUCAGAAAUGAAGGAUUGAAGAAUGAAUGAUCAUCAAGUAGCUGGUAUUAAGACAUAUCUAGCUAAUAUGUCUUUGCAUGCAUCUCCUGAAUGGGUAGAAGGCUGUGUGGAGUUUUUUGUUUCAGAGCAUCGUAAUCAAGGGUAUUCAAUAGCAGCCCUGAAGGACUUUGUGCUUGAGCAAUGGAAGCUAGCAGAUCUUAGGGAAAUGGGACAAGGCUGUCUUCCACUGAACCUUAAUGUCAUCAUGAUGACAAUUCUUCCAGGAAAAUAUGCCUUGCAGGUUGAACGAAUACAAAAUGUGGGGCAAUCUGCUUACACACAAAUGCAGGAAAUUCGUAAACAAGUUAAUGAAAAUGUUGAAAUUGGUGCAACAUUGCCUCAGACUUGGGAACCUCGUCCAACUCGCAUGCUUCAGUUAUCGUUAUGUGAUGGGGUCCAGAAUAUUAAAGGGAUUGAAUACAGGCCACUCAUGUCACUCAGUGAGCAGCUUCUUCCAGGAUGUAAGGUGCUUAUUGUUGGCCCAGUUGAAUGUCGAAGAGGAAUUCUUCUGCUUGAGCAGCAUAACUUGGAAAUUCUUGGUGGAGAGAUUGAUUCUUUACUUGUACCGAAUGCCUACGAGAAUGUUCUAGCAGGAGUACUGAACUUGCCACAGAAUCUAGACCCAUAUGGGACACAAACUGAUGUGAGCAUGAAAUCGCAGGUGACACUUCCACCUGUUGUACCAAGGAAUGAUUUUGUACAUCUGCCUAUUCAGCAAAAUUCUGCUGGAACGUCACAAACACAAAUGCUUACAGCUCCAAUACGAAACACCGUUCACAGGCCGUCAUCCAGGAACAACACAAAUCAGAUAUCAAAGGGAAAUCCUGAUAGAAGUGUGGGAACUGCCCACAGAAGACUAGAAGAGGAGUUACUAAAUGAAGAUGAUUUGAUGUUAGAAGCAGAAAUGGAUGCCCAGCUGUCAGUCUUGGAACGUGAAUAUAAGGAGGAGAUGGAGAACUCACUAAAUAACCUUGAUAUUGAUGAAAUUGAACAGAAAUUCCUUGGAGAUUUGCAGGCAGAGUGCUCUGAGAAAAUGGAAUUUGAAUCAUUGCAUUAUCAGCGGUUUCCUAUGCAGCCAGAAACAUCACCGCCCUCUUCAGAGAGCAAAUUAACAGCAAAUCAUACCCCAUCAUGCCUUCUGAAUGAUGAUGAUGACAUCCUGUUACAGGUGUCAUUGAAAGAACUGGAGAGGCCAGAAAUACAGACUACACUGCAAAGGAAUAAGUUAACUGGUUCCAGCCUAACUACUAGGCAAGAUUAUCAGACUGAACCCCAUAUGAAAGCUCUGUCAGUAGAGCGACGUAGGAUAGGUCUACCGGUUACUCCAAAAUCCCAAGCCCAGAGCGCUACUACUCAGAGCAAAAUAACUUCAUUCCUUAAUAAGAGCAAUAUUGAAACUGCUGAUUCAUAUAGUUUAUCAAAUUGCGGCAGUAAUGCAUCUGAAGCAGACAAAGAUGCAAAGCUGAAAUGUUUAAAACAGUGUGGUGUCCAGUUGGAAUAUAAACAAGUGCCUCCAAAUAUUGAUUUAAAUAGAACAUUGGAUUCUUAUGAGAACUUAAAAGUGAAACUAGGUAAGAAGCAUGUUCAGCCAGAAGAUUAUGAAAUACCAGUGCAAGCAGCUGUUAGAAAAGAUGUUGCCUGCACAUCUCCUGUAGUGACAAGUAGUAACCCAUUUGUGUACUUGAGUCAGAUAGAAACUCCAGUGGAGGGUCGAACUGUGUUUACAGUGAAAGCCUUUAUCAUGACAUUAUUAUCCCAGAUGACAUAUGGAAGAGAUGGAUGGCACUUAAUUGUGAAAUUAUGUGAUGGUUCCAAGAAUAUAGAUGCCAGAUUAUCCUCAGAUGUUUUGGAAAAACUCAUUGGUUUCAGCAGAGCUGAGAUGUUGACCAUGAGACAAGAAAUGCCAAAUAACCCUUUGCUCAAAGAAAAGCUGAAAAAUGUAAGUUUGUACAUCAUAAACUAUACAUUUCCAAAUCAUGUUCACAUGAUCUGGCAGUAGUACUGAAAGCUGAACAUUCCUGUCAUGUAGGACAACCUUUCAUCCAUAUGCCACUUGUUUCACUUUCAGUUUAAAAACUUUAUCCCCUCACAGCACAAGUCAGUAUUUUGAGAUUGAAGUCAGAAUAGUAUCUGUCAUUUCACCCUUGCUAAAAAGACAUUCCCAGAAGAAAUUCCUUCUGUAAUCUGAAUAGGAAAUACAGGGUGUCUGGAUGAAAGGUAUCCAAAACAAAAAAUUGAUAUCUCAGAAACUAAGUGUUAUACAUGUAUCUGGUUUAUGUCUUCAUAAAGGAAAAUUCUGAAAGUUCUUUUUCAUUCCUGGCUUACGCACAUGCACCAGCUGGUGACCAUCAGUGAGGUUAGUAAUGAUGUUGACACCACAAGAACAGGUUCAAUGUGUGUUGUGGCUAGCAGAGUUGUAAUCUCUUUUGGAUGUCCAACAUCAUUUUACAAUGCAAUAUGGAUGUCAACCUCUUACACGGAAAAGCAUUUUGGGACAACAAACUGAGGACUAGAGGUAGUCUGUUGCAUGUAAAAUUUUGUGGAAAGAGACAGAUCUCUGAGAAAAACGUCAAUCACAUUACAGAGGCAUUCCAGUGAAGUCUGUGCAAAUCAAUUGGUGCGGCUAGCUUGCAGUUACAAAUUCCAUGUUCAACAGUGCAUGAUGUGUUACACAAAAGGCUCCACCUAAGAGCAUACAAGAUUCAAAUGAUUCAUGCACUAAAACUGAAUGACAAAGUAGCGCACACAAACUCUUCUGUGGACAUGCUAGAAAGAACUGAUGCAUCAUCUGGUUUCCUCUGCCAAAUUUGCUUCUAGGUUGAGGUGAUGUUCUGUGCAGGAGUUGGGGCAGUCAAAAUCCACAUGCCACAUGUGAGUUGGAGAGAAGUAGCCCCAGAGUGAAUGUGUGGGCCAUCUUAAUGCAUGACAAGUUGAUUAGACUGUUUUUCUCUUUGGAAAAGACUGUGACUGGACGUUCGUACAUGGACGUGCUGGAGCUGUAUGCUCUGCCCCAGUUACCACCUCCAACUAUCCCCCAACAAGAUGGGGUGCAGCCACAUUUCUGCCAUCAUGUUAGAAAUCACCUGGACAGAGAGAUAGAUUGGCAAAGGUGGACCAAUUGC